AUGUCAUUUUGGAAAUAUUUUAUUUUGAUAUCUUUUGUCGUAAACGUUCAAGGUGAAUCAACAAAUGCAUCUGAUUAUGUUUGUCCCAUACAGAACUCGAGUGUUCAGUUCACAUUGUGGUAUUCCGCACAUUCUGCUUGGCAACCUUCAACCAAUUGUUUUUUGUCUCUGUGUAUGAAUCGUUCAAGUAGCAACACUAGCACUUGUCGUACAUCGUCCACACCAUGUUUUGAUUAUCGCACGGCUACCAAUACGAGUUAUUGUGCUCCAGCGGGUUUAUGCUCUCUUCUAGAGUCCUGCAAUAGCACCACAGGUACAUGUGCGUCCAAUAGCUCUAUAUGUGUUGUGAAUUCGUGCUGCACUCCAUCGGCAGUGUGUUUACCAUUUUUUUGGAUCAAUAUUUGCUCGUCAGACAAUGACACAAGUACUACAAUGACGAGCACAAUGACGUCUACAACAUCAGCGAUCACACAGACAUCAUCAGCGUGGCCAUGUGCAGCAUGGGAUCAGAAUCCAGUCAUCAUUACUGGAACCGGGAGUGUUGGAAGUGGUUCCAAUCAGUUGAACGAGCCACGUGAUGUUGUCAUUGACAAUUAUUUUAAUAUCUAUGUCAGCGAUGCAUUCAACCACCGAAUUCAAAAGUAUACAAAUAGUAAUACAAUUGGAAUCACGCUGACGAGUGGUGGUGGUAGUGGAUCCAGUCGAGUUAAUUAUCCCACAGGUUUAUGGAUCGAUCAAGAUGGAAAUCUAUAUUUAGCCGAUUAUUUCAACUGCAGAGCAAUGAAGUAUAAUAAUAUUUCGUUCACAUCUUUGUCAAUACCUAUUGUUGGUCAAGUCGUUGCUGGCGGUAGCUGCGGAAGCGGCUUAAACCAGCUAAAAGAUCCUGCUGCUGUGUUAGCUGAUGAUAUGGGCAAUGUGUAUGUGACAGAAAAUGGAAACAAUCGUGUGACUCGAUGGCCACCUGGUUCCACAAGUGGUACUGUAGUUGCCGGUAUUGGAAGUGGUGCUAGUGGGAACAGCACGAACGCCUUAUCGUGCCCAUUUGGUAUCCAUCUGGAUUCAAAUUCCACACUUUAUAUUGCAGAUUCCUGCAAUAAUCGGGUUCAGAAAUGGCUGUCUGGAAGCUCAACUGGGACAACUGUAGCCACUAUUGGUUACCCAACUGAUGUUUUGGUAGAUAGCUAUGGCAUCAUGUAUGUAUCCAGUGGGGGUAAUAUAUACCGAUUUUAUCCGAACUCUACGUCUGGUACGAUAGUGGCUUCUGUAGCUCGAGGUUUGUCUUUUGGUUUUAAAUUUGAUGCAAUUGGCAAUCUUUAUGUUACUGAAUAUUUCACGGGCGUUUUAAAAAAAUUCAAUCAAGUUAGUACGGCUUGUGUUCCACUCUCAUGGUAUGGUGUCCAACGUAAUGCAGACCUAUCAACCCUAUCAAAUGGGUGGUCUGAAUGUUAUCGUGAUACUUAUGCUGUUUCAUUAAACGAAAGUAUUCUAACAUCAAUUUUUAACGCCUGUAACAAGGGUCAAUUGUUACUAGCUUGUCGAGCUGUGAAUAGUAGUUUGCUCACAGUAGCUGCCAUGGGAUUACGCGCUGAUGUACUCUUCAAUUGUAGCUCGUCAUCAUCCUGUACACACGUAGCAAACGGGGUUGGCUGGUAUUACUCGAACAAUUAUUCAUGGGGCUUCGUCAAUAACAAUGAUACAGUUUCACGAAACCCAUGUGAUACGAUACAGAUGAAUCCAAGUUAUGGACUCUGUUGGCAUACUGGACAAUCGUUUGGUGGCGUUCAAUGUGGCGCAAAUAUUUUGUCUCCUUCGAACUAUACAAACUUUGAGCGUAUCAUCUAUCAUUCAUAA
Molecule: messenger RNA, 1851 nt
Organism: Adineta ricciae
Lineage: Eukaryota; Metazoa; Rotifera; Eurotatoria; Adinetida; Adinetidae
Source: the annotation of a GenBank genome assembly